CUGUAGCGAGCACGUCGAAGCAGCAUCGCUCCUUCGUUCACAUUCGUUACUACCCGCGCCGAUAUGUGGUCUGCAAGCACCGUUCUUCUGGCGAUUUCGUUAGUGCGCUCCGUGGUCGCGGCUUCCGCGGCCUCGGGGACGUUCAAUAUCCUGUCUAUGAACGUCGCCGGCUUGCCCGCGAUUCUGAAUGGGAAUGGGGAGGAGGGUGACAAGACGACGAACACGAAUCUCAUCGGCCAGAAUAUGGCGAAGAUUGGCUACGAUCUUAUACAUGUUCAGGAGGACUUCAACUACCACGCCGCUCUCUACGCGGCCGAUACUCACCCAUAUCGUACUGCCACCAGCGGCGGAGUCCCGUUCGGCAGCGGCCUCAACACGCUCUCCAACUCCGACUGGGUCGACUUCUCCCGCACAAAGUGGGCGACCUGCUCGGACGCGUCAGAGUCGGACUGCCUCACGCCCAAGGGCUUCACUUUCAUGCGCUGGCGCGUCGACGAGGGCGUGUACAUCGACGCGAUCAACCUCCACGCGGAUGCGGGGACGGAGGACGAGGAUAAUGUAGCGCGGUCAGCGAACUUGGACCAGGUCCGCGACUUCAUCGCCGCCAACUCGGCCGGGAACGCCGUCCUCGUCUUCGGCGACACGAACUCGCGCUACACGCGCGCCGUUGACACCGGCAUCCGCGACCUCGUCGCCGACGAGGGAAUGACCGACGCCUGGGUCAAGCACGCGCGCGGCGGUUCGCCGCCGGAAGGGGGUGCGGACGCCCUGCUCUGCCCCGAUGGCGUCCCUGCGAAUAUCUCGUGCGAGACCGUGGAUAAGGUGUUCUUCCGCGGCUCGAAGCUCCUCGACUUGCAGUCCACGGACUUUUUCUACGACACGGACCGAUUCCUCUCCGAGAACGGCACUCUGCUCACGGAUCACAACCCGGUCCGCGUCGAGUUCUCGUGGACGCUGGCCGACAAUCUUCGCCAGAGCGACCUUUUCGGCGGCCCGCAUGGCACCUACUUCAACGACGUCCCCUCGCUCCCCGGCUCCCCCAAAGUCGCCUCCGUCACCCUCCGCGGCGGCAACCGGCUCGACGCCCUCUCCUUCACCCUCUCCUCUGGCGCCACCCUUGCGCAUGGGGGAUCCGGGGGCGACGCGUCCACUAUCUCUCUUUCCUCAGGCGAAACCCUCACUUCUGCUACCCUCUGCCAGGCCAAAUACAACGACCACACGCGCAUCUUCUAUGCCAAAUUGACCACGAGCGGCGGGCAGACCGUCGAGGCGGGCAAGACGACGGACGAGUGCACGAGCGUGAGCGCGCCGGAGGGCUUUGGGAUCGUGGGCGCGUAUGGCCAGGACGGGGAUGAGGUGGACCAGCUGGGGUGGAUUUUUGGGCGGCAAUGAGGGAGUUGAAGACGAGGGGGUGAAGACGAGGGGGUGACGGGGGGGGGGGGGUGGUGUGCCCAGCACGGAUUAUCUUCUUUUGG
Molecule: messenger RNA, 1475 nt
Organism: Schizophyllum commune H4-8
Lineage: Eukaryota; Fungi; Basidiomycota; Agaricomycetes; Agaricales; Schizophyllaceae
Product: mannose-binding lectin
Exons: 9
Coding region: 64-1392 (442 amino acids)
Cellular component (GO): cytoplasm
Molecular function (GO): sphingomyelin phosphodiesterase activity
Source: RefSeq, a predicted model, not a curated record